GAUGCACACAUAGUUUUAAUGCACUCUGGAUUAAAGAAAGCUCUCCUAUCAUUGUCUGUUUGCGAAACCGCGAAACCGAAAUAAUGAGUCAUUUCAACCCAGGUCUUCUUGCAGUUUACAACAGUUUAACAGACAAACAUCUGACUGGAUACUUCAACAAUGCAAGAAUACGAAGACAUCUUCAAAAAGUCGGGCUGAUCACCCGGAGUGGACAGAUUGUUCCGGAUAAGGAGUACAAGCACAAGUUGAUCCAAAGAGCGCAUCAGAGACAUGUGAGGGAGUGUCUUGCUCAGGCCAUCUUCCACAAGGUGCUAGACAUGGAGCGCCUUCAUCAAACCAAGAUCAAGAGAAAACUUGAAGAAUUUGCACAGAGGGAACGAAUCCACAAAAUGAAGCUCUCCAAGAGAUAUGAUGAUGAGCCAUUGCUAAUGCUGUCGCCUCGGCCACCCAUGGGGCCAAAGAUCACACCCGCACGCCAUUCUGGACCGGAGGGAGAGCAUUCUGAGUCAACAGAAUCUCUGGGUUCCUCCAGGCCCAAUACAGCUCCUGGGAAGAUGCAGAGGCCCGUUCGACUCAAGCCCCUGAACAGCAACAGUGCCACAGCCUCUCAGAAAAGAACCUUUCCUGGAUACAGACACCUGGACCGAGACUCGUCCAAUGACAACGAUCAGCCCCUCAGUUAUACGCUGGACAGAGACACAAAGAGACAUUUGACCAUAACAGACUUCUCUAGUACCGUCUCGCCCUAUCGUCUCCCUGUCAUUAACAACUACGUGACCCCUGUGCCACCCCUCACAAAGAAGAAAGAAAGAGGGCCAAAACCGAAUGGUACACUUAGGGGUCGAAAGUUAAGACCUACUACUGCGCCAACAGCAUCUACAGAGCAGCCAUCCACUCUCCAGAAGACGUCUGCCCAGAGUAAAGUGUCUGUAAGAAUGAUGUACUUUGGAAAGAGUGUCCAACUUUCCCAUGAUCUAAUGGACCUCAGAGAUGAGGUGAAGGUCUUCCAGCAGCAUUGUGGAGGAGAGAACCUCUGUGUCUACAAAGGGAAGCUAAAAGAAGGAGAAAUUUUACAGUUUGUGUCAAGACGUCACCUAGGAUUACCCUUCAGCCUUACUUUCUUCCUGAAUGGCCUGCAAGUUGACCGGCUCAGCUCCUGCUGUGAGUUCAAACACAGGAAAGGCGCUCGACUCGGGGGCCGACACGGACACUUUGGAUUUUGUGGUGUGGAGGGAGCCUCUCCUUGCUACAAGUGUAUUAUUGCCAUGGGCUUGGACAAGAAACCCACCCCUCCUCCGAAAAGAGUUACAGAGGAUCUGCCCACCUCUAAAUCCCCUAAUGCUGAGGAGGCUACAGAUGACAAUGAGCACAUAGACACACAUUCUAAUGUGGAACCUGAUGCGCCUGAGGAAAUAGAGACAGAGCCCAAUGGAGAAUCAGCAGGACAAAAGAAGUCCAAAGAUGAGUAUGAGGAAGACUUCGAGGCAGAUGAUGAAGGACAUGUUGAAGAUGGCAAUGAAGUUGUGGAAAAGCCAUCUUCUGCUGUCAAUGAUGGAGAAAAAGAACAUGAGACCAGGGAUGAAAAUGAAAAUGACGUAAAUGAAAAGCACUUUGAGUCCGACAGUGAAGCUGAGGAUGCUAAUAUGUCUAAAGUCAGAAGGUCAUCAUCUGUCUCAUCUGGUCAAAUGUCCAGCUUAUCUAGCAGUGACAAUGAAAACAGUGAGAGAGAAAUUCAGGAUGAGACCAAAAAAGUAACUUCUGCUAAUGUUCCAGAGGAGCACUUACACGCUGAUCCAGAGGAAGUCCUCACAACUGCACAGACCACAGCUGAGACAAAAAUGGAGAUGACAGACAUCACAGAGUCCAGCUCUGUUACACUGCCUCAAGCUGUUGAGAUAGACUCUGGGACACAGGAUGGUCAAGGGGACAGCAUGGUGAAGAGUGACCUGGAAAUGUCAGAAGAAACAGAGAAGACAGAGGGAACUGAAGGUGAGGAGGAUGGGGAGGAAGCCAAACCUGAAGAUAAGCCACAAGAGACUGAAUCGGAGAGGGGUGAGUAUAUGCAUGGAAACUAGUCUUGUGUGCUGUGUACCUGUUUUGGUGGGACCUUUUAUGUUUAUAUCUGUUUAUAUAGGCUUUUUAAAAAUCAGAAUUGGAGAAGUUUGCAAACAAUUUGAUUGAUUCAACUUGAGCAUAUUUAGCAUCUUCUCCAGACAUAAGAUUCAAUGAAAUAGUUCAUUUAAUGAAUUCUUCUCAUGAGGAGAGAAUAGUUUAGAUUUAUGAUUAGUUAUGAUGACAUGGUUUAUUGCAACAAUGGGUCACCACUUAUUAUUCCAGUUCUGAUUGUGUUUAAAGCCGAAUGUGCAUUACACAUAUUUCAUUGUAAUUCUCAAGGCCCCGGAAAUCCCAUUGUUUUUAACUCUUUGGGUGGCUUUGCAAACUGAAUUUUUUUUUGUGAUUUUGGGGUUUAUUUUGUUUGUGUUUGGCAUAUGUAAAUCAAAUGUGUUUUGAUGUGUUUUUGAUUGCAUGUUGUUUGUUUUGUCAUAUGCAUACUGCUCUGUAUAAACCAAUAUUUCUUGACAUUUGCAAUCUGUCAAGCAAUCUUAAUUAGACUUGAAAUUUACAUUUAUGCAUUUGGCAGAUGCUUUUACCCAAAGCGACUUACAAUGCACUUAUUACUGGGACAAUCCCUCUGGAGCAACCUGGAGUUAAGUGCCUUGCUCAAGGACACAAUGGUGGUGGCUGUGGGGAUUGAACCAGCAACCUUCUGAGCCCAUUACACCACCGCCACUCCCUAUACUGUUGAAAUAUUGUUGAAGUCAGAAGUUUGCAUACUCUUUGGUUAAAAAAUUAAUUUGAAUGACUCUCCACAGAUUUAAUAUUAGCAAACUAUAGUUUUGGCAAGUAAUUUAGGACAUCUACUUUGUGCAUGACAUAGAUAAUUUUUCCAACAAUUGUUUAAAGACAGAUUGUUUCACAUUUAAUUGACUAUAUCACAAUUCCAGUGGGUCAGAAAUAUACAUACACCAAUUUAACUGUGCCUUUAAGCAGCUUGUAAAAUUACAGAAAAUGAUGUCAAGCAUUUAUACAAUUAGCCAAUUAGCUUUUGAUAGGAGGUGUACUGAAUUGGAGGUAUACAUGUAGAUGUAUUUUAUGGCCUACCAUCAAACUCAGUGCCUCUUUGUUUGACAUCAUGGGAAUGUCAAAAGAAAUCAGCCAAGACCUCAGAAAUAACAUUUGUGGACCUCCAUAAGUCUGGUUCAUCCUUAGGAGGAAUUAGAAGGUAACGCGUUCAUUUGUACAAACAAUAGUACACAAAUAUAAACACCAUGGGUCCUGGUCUUCUGGUCUUAAACACAAAUUGAACUGUUUGGCCUUAAUGACCAUCUUUAUUUUUGGAGGAAAAAGGGUAAGGCUUGCAAACCGAAGCUCACCAUCCCAAUCGUGAAGCAUGGGGUUGGCAGCAUCAUGUUGUGGGGGUGCUUUGCUGCAGGAGGAACUGGUGCACAUCACAAAAUAGAUGGCAUCAUGAGGAAGGAAAAUUAUGUGGAUAUAUUGAAGCAAAAACAUCAGCCAGGAAGUUAAAGCUUGUUCGCAAAUGGGUCUUCCAAAUGGACAAUGACCCCAAGCAUACCUCCAAAGUUGUGGCAAAAAUGUCUUAAAAACAUCAAAAUCAAGGUAUUGGAGUGGCCAUCACAAAGCCCUGACCUCAAUCCAAAACUGAAAAAGCAUGCGCAAGCAAGAAGGCCUACAAACCUGACUCAGUUACACCAUUUCUGUCUGGCGGAUUGGGCCAAAAUUCCAGCAACUUAUUGUGAGAAGCUUGUGGAAGGCUUUUGACCAAAGUUAAACAAUUUAAAGGCAAUUCUACCAAAUACUAACAAAGUGUCUGUAAGCUUCUGACCCACUGGGAAUGUGAUGAAAGUAAUAAAAGCUGAAAUAAAUAAUUCUCUCUACUAUUAUUCUGACAUUUCACAUUCUUAAAAUAAAGUAGUGAUCCUAACUGACAUAAGACAGGGAAUAUUUUCUAUGAUUAAAUGUCAGGAGUUUCAAUUUAUAUGGCUAAGUUGUGUGUAAACUUCUGCCUUCAACUGUAUGUAUGACAAGUCGCUGCAAAACAACCGCAUAUCUGUAUACAACAGCAUGCAUUACUCGCUGGCGUACUGUAUGUAUGGAUUUACAAAUUUAAUGGUUGAAAAUAUAGAGCAGGUUUCUGUGUCCUUUCAUCUUUAGGAAGCUGUUCAUCUCUGAUUUUCUUGUGCUUGAACCAUUCAAAAAGUACAUGGAACCAUUUUGAAUGUGUUUUCUAUUAUACAUAAUUAUAGUAAUUGGCUUAAUUUUUACACUUAAUGAUAUCGAUAAGAUUUUGUUUAAAUUCCUUGUUAUUCAAUGUGGAUUCCCAUCAGAGAUGGUUAUGGAUCUUUUUUGUGCACCUGUCCUGUGUGAUAGCAUUAAAGUGAUUG
This is a messenger RNA of Xyrauchen texanus (razorback sucker), 4463 nucleotides long. Its product is annotated as glutamate-rich protein 3-like. Bases 84 to 2075 code for a protein of 663 amino acids. Lineage: Eukaryota; Metazoa; Chordata; Actinopteri; Cypriniformes; Catostomidae. The record is from RefSeq and is a predicted model, not a curated record. The transcript has 12 exons.